AUCAUCUCUGCAUGAUCGGUGGACGGCGUUUCUGUUCACAGUCGGUAUCUGCCAGUGUUCUAUUCUUGUAGUGUCUCUUCUCCCCGUAGGUUUCGUUGGCACAGUCAAAAUUGCGAACGCACGGCACCCAGACAGACCCAACCAGCCCGAAGAACAGCGCGGCACUAACUCUCCAUGAGCGACUACUACGGCCCGGUGAGCAACAGCGGCAGCGGUCCGGCGACGGUGAAUGACUCCAGCAGCAGACCGCCGAACAUUCCCGUCAACACGGACGCCGGGAAGAUCUUCGUCGGGGGUCUUUCCUGGCAAACCACCGAAGAGAGUCUGCGUUGGCACUUUGAGCAGUACGGUUCCGUCGUGUCCGUCGAAGUCAUGCGGGAUCGACACACGGGAGAUCCCCGCGGAUUCGCCUUUGUCGUCUUUGCCGAUCACGCCACGGUCGAUCUCGUCAUGGACGAAGACUCGCACGAAAUUAAUCACAAAAUUGUGGACGUCAAGCGCGCACAAGCCCGAGGCGUGGCACCGCCCUCGAUUCACGGACGCGACGCCAGCCACGGUGCCGACCCUUCCGCGCAUCCCGUGCCCAACGCCUCGGAACGCCCGAAUCCGCUUGGAGGAAACAGUGUGGGGGGCGAGGAUCUUACUCCCGAACAAAUGGGCAACAAGGUAUUCGUGGGGGGAAUUCCUCCGCACAUUGAUCGGGACGGACUCCGAGACUUGUUCGAACCCUUCGGCGCCGUCACGGAUGCCAUCGUCAUGAUGGACCAGACAACGAUGCGCUCGCGCUGUUUCGGUUUCGUUACUUUCGAAGACGGAUCCAACGGCGCCCAGAAAGCCGUUGACGCCCAACCGCUUCAGGUACAGGGCCGCCGCGUAGAAGUCAAACUCGCCACUCCCCGCGCCGAACAACCA
This is a messenger RNA of Phaeodactylum tricornutum CCAP 1055/1, 912 nucleotides long. RefSeq lists its product with no specific name. NCBI's taxonomy places the organism in Eukaryota, Bacillariophyta, Bacillariophyceae, Surirellales, Neidiaceae. The record is from RefSeq and is a predicted model, not a curated record. The transcript has a single exon. Gene Ontology annotation, molecular function: RNA binding. The annotation marks the transcript as partial.